AUGGGUGUGAUGAACAGUGGUGCCACCAAAGUGCAGCAGCAGGUCUCAGCUCAGAUGGCCAUGGCUGCACCGGAGGCGGCUGUGAUUGCUGGCAAAACAAUUAUGGAGCCAGGUGGUUGUGAGCCAGAGGGUGACUCCCUGGAGGACCUGAUUGGCGAGAGACUUGACGAUGUCAUUGCAGAGUAUGGGGACACCAUGGCGAUGGGUGGCACUGGUGGCGGUGCAUAUGGGAUGCCUGACCAUGAAACCACCGCCAUCACUGCUCACCAGAUGCGGGCUGAGCUUGCUGCAGUGAAACAAGCUGCCAGGGCAGCACGACUGUCCCUGCUCCGUGCGCCUUUGACUGCCCUACUUUGCUUACUUGUUGAGGCGGUGGUAACUGCGCUGUUGCCCGUUGUACUCAUGCUGCCGCCUCGACUUGGAGGCGGCUUCCAACUGAAGAUGAAGGAGCGGCGGCCAGACUCCCGGUCAUGGCGGCUGGGCGGUACACAGCACCUAUUGCUGCCACGUUGGUUGGCCGUGUUGGUGUUCGGCGUGUUGGUCGUCAGCAUCGUUGCCAACGUCAUGGUGAGGGUGCAGCAGCAGCUGCGUGAUGCUGCACAGCAUGCAGCUUCACGUGCUGACCCGGAGGUAAGGGCCCUCCAGCAGCAGCGGAACACAGCACAGCAUGCGGCUGCACGUGCUGACCCGGAGGUAAGGGCGCUCCAGCAGCAGCGGAACACAGCACAGCAUGCGGCUGCACGUGCUGACCCGGAGGUAAGGGCGCUCCAGCAGCAGCGGAACACAGCACAGCAUGCGGCUGCACAUGCUGACCCGGAGGUAAGGGCACUCCAGCAGCAGCGGAACACAGCACGGCAUGCAGCUGCACGCCAGGUGCAGCUGCGUAACCAGCAGGCCGCCCCUAGGGACACACUAUUGGCUCGCAUGCACCGUCUUCUGCGCUUCACGGACCUUCAUCGUGAUGCCGCCAUUGACUUGCCCGACUUCCUUUUGGCGAUUCCAGAGGGCCGCGUGCAGGACCUUCCUGGCGGUCAGUUACCGCCUGACAGGCAGGUCCCAUACACAGUGCAGCUGCAAUGUGCAUCGACCAUGGCUGUUGCCUUGCGCCGGCGCAUGCCUUCCCGUGUCUGUGCUGUGUGCUCGGAAGUGUGCUCGGAGGACCAGUCGACGGUGCUGCCCUGGAUGGAGAUCCCCAACGUCGACAUUCUACGUGCAGACGUCAUGUGCACGGACGCUGUGCAGCGCUGGGGACGUACUCUGGUGUGGCGGCGGAUGGCGCGUACAGCUCAGGGAGAAGCACCGCCACCGCCUGAUCCGGUCCUGCCAGCUCGGUAUCGUGUUAGCCGGGCUGAGCGGGUUGCUGCUGUGGAUGAUGAUGGAGCAGGCAGGCUGGUAGAUGAUGCAGCGGAAGGAGCAUUGGAGAUGGGUGGUGAUGCUCCGGAGACUGGUGAUUUAGAGGCAGCGGCGGCUGAGCAGGAGCCGCCCGAGCAACUUCCGCCGGACCAACAGCCGCAUCCUCCACGGGUGCUGCCCAGAGCCUGCCUUGACGACCCAGCUAGUGUGGAGGUGCCGUACUGCAUGCGGUUAGAGCCGGAUCUGCCCAACUGCACUAUGCUGGUCGGCGACGGUGUUGCAGAACGCAUCUUCAUAUGCAACGCCUGCCACAAGGCCUUGAGUGCCCGACGAGUUCCCGAAGCUGCGCUGGCGCGCCUGGACCCUGGCGAUGUGCCGCACGUCAACCAUCUGGGCGACCCUCUGCCGUCGCCCACUUUCCUGGAGGGGCAGCUUCUGGGCCGCGGCCGCAUCAUCCAGCAGUUGCUCAUCAUGUACCUGGCAGACCGACCGCCGGACGUCUUCCCGCGUGCUGUGAAGACUCACGGCAUUGGGGUCGUAAAUCCUGACCCGAAUAUGCUGCGAGGACAGCUGCCGGCGCGGGCGUCCGACCUGGCCGGCGCUAUCACGGUCGUGUGUGUCGACCAGGUUCACAGCCGGGCGGAGCUGCUGGAACGCGUGCGAAAGGUGCCAGGUCUACAGGUGCGAGGGCAGGUCAUCGUCGCCUGGGUCCGUUUCUUACAGCACAACGACGAGGAGGAGCUGGCUAUCGAUGAGGAUGCUCUGCAGGAGUAUGAGCGCAUGGGCUGUGUGCGGCAGUUCCAGGACGUGGUGGAAGCGGCUGUUCGUGAUGGCAAUCUUGCCGAUGCAGCUGCGGCACCUGACGUGGAUCCUGCAGGACCCGUGCAACCUACGCUGGCGGAUCCGACCCCGAAUGCAGGGCAUGACCCUGGACCGGGGCCAUUCACCGCCAUCCUGCGUGGACCUGCCGACCAGCCAGUUGAAGGUGCACCAGUCGAUCCGACAGCUGCCACUCUGGACGAGCUGGAGCUGAUCCUGCCACAGCCGUCGAAUGUUGGCGAUGAUGGCAGCGAAAUCGAUCGCUUCCCAGGCCGAGUGGAGGACCUUCUGACUGGCCGCGCACGGCUUGCGUUUGCGGCUGGUGGCCGUGACAGCCACGUGCUGGAUGACCGUCAUCCCGCCAUCCUCACCCUCUGCUUCCCCCAGUCCUUCCCCAUGGCGCAAGUGGGCAUCACCAUGAACAUGCGGCCGCAUCUUGGUGAACCGGCGGCGUGUGUGCCGCGUGAUGUCAUCCGUGCUAUGGGCACCAUACUGGCGCUGCCGUAUCGGCACUCACAGCGGCGGCAGUUGCUUGCGCAGCAGUCGCCGCUGGUUAAGGCACUGGUGGAGGGGGCCCGCCUCAGUACUCUGCGCCUCGACCUCACAGACGCGUACUACAACGGUGCCCGAUCCAAGAUGCGUGCAGCCGCCCUCACCAUUGGCUGGCCUCCGCUGUUCUUCACCGUAAAUCCGGCAGAUAUGCACGCAGCCUGUGCAGUCGUGGCCUCCGGACAGGUGUUGGACUUCGACGAUGACGGACGACCGCAACAUAUCCCGAGCACGGUGGAGAAGUGGCGGCGUGUGAAGGAUGACCCGUACAGUUGCGCCGCCCUGCUGGUGGCCACCAAGGAGGUUCUGGUGGAGGAGCUCUUCGGCUUCGCGCCGGGCGCCAUGCAGCAGACGAACCCGCGCUGCUUCUGUGGGCUCACGUUUGAGGUGGCGGUCAAGGUGGAGCAGAGCGGCUGCCUUGCCCUGCACAUCCACGGUGUUGCGCAUGUGGCCACGUUCGCAGUCGAGCGCCUUCAGGCACUGUUCAGUGGACCCAACUGCCGAGCGCUGGCCCUGGCAUACGCCCUGUGCGCCAUGUGGUAUCCCUCGCCGUACUAUGACCCUUUCACCCGCGGUGCAGAACACUACAUCAUGGACAUGACCGUCGAAGAGGCCCAGCAGCAUGGCCGUGCACCUCCGCCCGUGGACAAGUCCUGCCCGCCUGCAGCGUACGAUUUUGGCAGGCUCGCCGGCUGUGCAGCCGUCAUUUGCAGCACGCUUACUCAUACGCAUAACGACACGUGCAAGCGACACGGCUGCCGUGGCACAGAUGAUAGCUGUGGCAUGGCGUUCCCGCGUGUCCUGCGCAGCGCCUUCCAGUGGAUUGGCACCGGCGGCCUCUUCCUUCUGCCACGAUUGGGCCUGAACAUUGUACCGCAUAUGCCAGCUGCAGCGCUGGCAUUUGGGUGCAACCAGCUGUUUACUCUGGCGUGCGAGGUGGAUCGCGUCUACACGGCAGAGGCAGCAGCGCAACUGGCCCGCCCUGAAGAUGAGCGGGGGGACUGUGUGCUGCUGCAGCCUGCUGCUGACCGCGCCCGCGACUCUGCCUACUACAGCACGAAGUACACUGGCAAGAGCAUCAACGACAGCCAGGCGCAGCUGACGUGCAACGCUCUUACCCGAGUGCAGGACUUCCUGCUGGCUGGAAGGACGCCGAAUCCGGGUGCCAGUGGGCCCACCGCCUUUGGCAACAUGUGUGCCACUGUGCAUCGCAUGACCGCUGCCAUUACGGCUGGUAUGGCGCUUGUCGCCAUGAAGCUGGACGGCCAUUCCACAUUCGAGGCGACGUUCGAGUGCGCAUACCUGCAGGUAGACGCGUUCACAGCGCUAUCUGCGGGCGCCGACCAAUCUCCUGAGGUGGCGACCACAGCGGCGGUGCUGGUGGAGGCCGAAGAGCAAGAGGGCUACACGGUGACCAACGCCGUGCAUAACUACGUGCUGCGGGGGGAAGAACUCAGCGGCCUGGACUGCAGCGUGUACAACCUAUCCUCCAACUAUGAGGUCCGACGUGUGCCGCCAGCUCAGCACCCGCACCGAGAGCGAUUGGGUCUACAGAGUCCGGUGGCAGUUCGACGCCGCAAGCGCACUACCCCGGCCACACCCAUAACCGCCCCUGUGCCUGCCCCUGUGCCUCUGCUGACUGCAGCCCCGGCCCCUCCUCCUGAGCCACCUGCUCCUACAGCUGCAGCGACACUCGACCAGCCAACGUCUCAGACAGCCACGGAGCUGCCCCGCCUGGUGGCCUUCCACGGCACGCAUCCGCUGUACAGAACACAUGUCCACAUCCGCCUGCCGCGGCCGCGAUAUGUACAGCUUGGAGGCUCUCUUCCCCGCCGGCCCCGCCCUGGCACCUCUGCUGCGGGCAUGGCGCAGUACUACGCGUUUGUCCUGGGUACUUUUAAAGCUCACCGGGGUCAGCCCAUCCCCCCCGGGCUGAGUGUAAAGGAAGCCUACGACACCUGGUGGGCAGAGCUGGGCACUACCGAGGCAGGUCGCUCAUACCAAGCGUACGUGACGGUGCUGCUGGACAACAUCGAAGAGGACCACGCUGGGAAAGCCCGCCGUCAGGCGGAGUACAACCAGCGGCGCCGCCAGCAGCGUGCAGCAGCGGCAGCAGCUGCGCUGCCUGAAGGUGACAGCACGAGCGCUUCGGAUGGAGAUACCGAUGAUGGCAUCCACGGGCAUCUCAGGCCUGAUCCUGAAACACAGCUGCCUGCCGAGGACCAGCUGGAGCACUUCGUGUACAUCCCAGGUCAGGAGUAUCCGACGGCUGGCACCGACCUCGCCGCCGUCGCUCUUACGGACCUGUUUGACUGCACCAACGCUGCUGGCGUGUAUGCCUAUGAUGCAGCACGACGCUGCCGAGCCCCGGCCCUAGCGGACGGCCAUGGUGCAGGCAGCGAUCGUUUCAGCCGUCGGAUCACACCAGCGGACCUGCCCCUCCUGACUGAGGCAGCAAAGCGUCUGAAGCGGUAUCUCGUUGCAGCAGCAGCCGGCACUGUUGAGGCAGAUGGGGGCGCCCACGCGGGACUGACGGCCACACCUGAGAUGGAUACCCCUCAUGUCGAGCUGCACCGCCCCACCAGCAGACCCCUGGUCGCCAUCGUGCGCAUGCCUGGCACUCCUGAGCGGACUGAACAGGCUCGCAUGCCCCUCUAUGUGCACCUCCCCCAGCCGCCCAGCAUCGACGACACCAUCGAGCUGUUCACGCUUGCCCCCCACCAGGCCGUGCCCUUCAUGCUCAUGGCUCGGUACUUCGAUCGCCGCGAUGAGCCCAACCCUGGCGACCCACCGCAGAUGCUUGUGGAGGGCAAGCCCGGUACCGGAAAGAGCCAGUUCGUACAAGCGCUCCUGUGGUACACCUUCCAGCAUGGCUGCCCGCACUGGGCGGCCACCUGCACCUACUCAUGGGCUGCUGCAACUGCCUUCAGCACGCCGGUACAUCGCAGCCUCUCUACCCACGCCAUGUUCGCCCUAUCUGCUGGCAGCAACCGAGCGGACAGCGUCAGGAAAGGCAGCGCAGCCAGCCUACAGGUGCAUCGUAAUGUCGGCGAUGGUGCGCUCAUCAUUGACGAGAUUGGCAUGAACAGCCUGGACCACCUGGGUGCAUGCAACCAGUCCUGCACCCGUCACCUGUUACCGCCACCACAUCUCGCCGGCGACCACCCCGCCGCCACCAUCUUCAGCGGCCGUCCCAGCGCCAACACUGGCGACGAGUUCCAGCACCCGAAGCCAGGUGGCCCGCCCCUCUACCGGUACGCCGCUGCUGUGGAAUGCAACCCCCAGUUCUCGCCCUCUGUCCCAACCGCGCAACCUCUGCACGGAGAGGAGGCCAACGAUGGCGACCCUAAUGAGGCCGCCGCUGGAUCUCAAGGCGGUCAGCAGCAACCCGAAGCAGCAGCACGCCGGCCCCGGGCUGUCCCGCAGACUCAGAGCUGCAUACUCGAGGGCUUCCGGGUUUACCGAUCCCUGGCUAAGACGGUCUUCUUGCUGGAGAAGCAGCAGCGCCAGGACAGCAGCCCCUCUGGUCGUCGCCUGACAGAGUACGCCUCUAUGUUCGGCGGUGAGCCAGCCACCGAGCAGCGCAUAGCCGAGAUGGUCGACGACCUCAACAGCCGCGCCAUCGUCGACUUGGCCGACCUGGCGCACCUCGAGCCGCGCGUCGUGCUGCAGAGGAACGAACCACGCCACACACUCAACACCCGGCUCAUCAUGCUGGAGGCACAGCGCAAGAAUCAGCGCCUUGUGGUGUGGAAUGCGGAUCACGUCCCUGUCCAGAAGCGCGGUGCUGCUGUGGAACCGGCCCUGACACACGUGGAGAAAGCAGUUGCGAUGCGGAUCAAGGAUCACGAGUUUGGCCACACCACCGCCGACACGUGGUACUACCAUGGCGCCCGAUACAUCCUCCUUGAUACGACAGCUGCCGAUGCCGGAGCGAGCCACAACAACGAGGUGGAAGCCUGCGGCCUGCUUGAGGAUGGCCGCGAGCCAGCCGAUGACGGCCGUGGCCCCUACCGCCGGCUCAAGUACCUUCCAGCGGCCGUCAUUGUGCGGCCUAUAAGCGGCCACAUCCCCGGCACCGUGCUGCAGGGCCUUGGAGACUACGCCAGCAGGGGUGGUGCCUUCAUCCUGUCACCCCGGGCGUCUUGCAUUGCCGAGGUGGAGAUGCCUGCCGCCGGGUAUGGCACCAUCACAAAGCAGAUCCGGCGCCUGAACGUGCCGCUCGGCGACCGCCAGGCGGUCACCGAUUACUUCGUGCAAGGCCGCAGCUUCAAAGACGAGUGCUGGCUGGUGGAUCUCGCUGUCCCACCCAACAGCAUCAAGCGCGCCACCCUGUAUGUGCUGCUGACCCGCUUCAAGACGCUGGACCACGUCCGUCUGCUCCGGCCGCUCUACACUACACCGCAUGAGCGCAAGAGGAUAAUCAAGCAGUUCCUCAGCGCGACUAACCUCGAGCCGGACCUGGCCGCCAACCUGCGCCUGCUGAAGCAGGCAGCGCGCGAGAUGGAGCAGCGCUAUACAGCCGAGUUCGAGCAUGCGCGACAGCUGGAAGCGCGGUGGACCCGCCCGGUCCAGGACUAG
Messenger RNA from Volvox carteri f. nagariensis, 7302 nucleotides. RefSeq lists its product as uncharacterized. The record is from RefSeq and is a predicted model, not a curated record. The transcript is spliced from 10 exons. NCBI's taxonomy places the organism in Eukaryota, Viridiplantae, Chlorophyta, Chlorophyceae, Chlamydomonadales, Volvocaceae. Bases 1 to 7302 code for a protein of 2433 amino acids.